Molecule: messenger RNA, 1344 nt
Organism: Dendroctonus ponderosae (mountain pine beetle)
Lineage: Eukaryota; Metazoa; Arthropoda; Insecta; Coleoptera; Curculionidae
Product: glutathione S-transferase 1
Exons: 3
Coding region: 244-897 (217 amino acids)
Biological process (GO): glutathione metabolic process
Molecular function (GO): glutathione transferase activity
Source: RefSeq, a predicted model, not a curated record
AAAUUUAUAAAUUAUUAUUAUCGAUUAAAGUGCACGCUUCGCUAUAGUUUAUAUUAUCCAGAAAAAAAGCAGUUUGUUUUAAACUAUGUUAUUGAUUGGUUAUCAAAUGUUAUCACAAAAUUUAUAUUAGUUUUUACACUGAUGACAAGUCCAUCUUACGCAGUACAGGGCUUAUAAAUGCGCUACCAGGAACUUUCAAGAAUAUUAUUCUCAAUACUUCACGUGUAAAAGUAGUGCUAAAAAAUGGCAGUAAAAUUAUACGGUAGCAUCAUCAGUCCCCCAACAAGGGCAGUUUUAAUGUGUGCAAAAGCAUUGGGGGUGGAUCUAAAAUUGAUUCCUAUCGAUUUAGUGGCUAGUGAACAAAUUUCAGAAGAUUUCAUGAAGAUAAAUCCUUGCCAUACCAUACCAGUACUCGAAGACGACGAUGGAUUUAUUGUAACCGACAGUCAUGUCAUAAAUGAAUAUUUAGUUGAUAAGUAUGGAAAGAAUGAUUCGUUAAAUCCCAAAGAUCGUAAAGUUAGAGCUACAAUUAAUCAUCGACUACACUUCGAUUCUAGUGUAUUUUUCGUAAAAGGAGUGAACAUAGUUAAACCGCUGGUUUUUGGUGGAGGUGUGCAACCAGAUAAAACCAAAUUGGAAACUUUAAAGGAAGUGUUUCUUGUAGUCGAGCGAAUGCUUGAACAAUGCAAAAGCCUCUACAUUGCAGGCAACGAAUUAAGCAUUGCAGACUUUAGCUUUACAUCCACAAUUACACAAUGGAAUAUAUUUGUUCCCUAUGCCGAUUUUCCGAAUAUCAAAUCCUACAUUGAGCGAAUUCAAAAACUUCCGUUUUACGAAGCCAACAGAGAAGGACUUGCUGAGUGCAAUGCAUUGAUAGCCUCAUUUCUUAGGCGUUGAAACAGAAAAGAAAUUAUUUGGAUUUAUUACUCUUGGGGAAAUCAUAAAAUAUUUAGGUAGUUAAAUACUUUGUAAUUAAUUUUUCUAUAGUGGGAUUUUCGGUUAACGGAUGGUGGCAAAAUAACACACUACUUUUUCAUGAUAUAAAACAGAGUCUCUGUUCUCCAUUUUAGAGCCCUGAGGAUGACUUGAAUAAAGUCGAAACGUUGGCCCAUAAAAAAGUAGUGUUUUAUUUUGACACCAUCCGUUGACCGAAAAUCCCACUAUUGAAAAAUUUAUUACUGAUUAUCAUCACGGUCACUAAUCAACCACAACAUACGUUAAAUACUUUGUUUAUUAUAUUUAAACGUAUAUAAUUAUGAAUAUUCUUGAAACGAUCAGAUAUUUAUAAACCAUUGUAUAAUAUACAGCAUGGCAUUAAAUAAAGUUUCUUUAUUGCAACAAUGA